This is a messenger RNA of Trichomonas vaginalis G3, 404 nucleotides long. RefSeq lists its product as uncharacterized. The record is from RefSeq and is a predicted model, not a curated record. The annotation marks the transcript as partial. Lineage: Eukaryota; Parabasalia; Trichomonadida; Trichomonadidae. The transcript has a single exon.
AUGUCCGACGUACCACCAACCGAGCCCAUUCCCAAACCAGAGGAACCUAAAGCACCAGCCCCUGCACCUCAGCAACCUCAGUUCCAGCAAGUCCCUCCACCAAAUUACUACCAAUUUCCACCUCAAGGUUACUACCUACCACAAGGCUUCCCGAACUACCCUCCUCCUCAGCCUAUGCCUUACUUCCCCAACCCUUGGAUGUUCCAACAAGCUCCACCCCAGCAAUUCCAAUCUCAAUCCCAAUCGAAGAGAGACCAAGAGUUCGAAGAAGGUCUGAACCGUUUACGCAAAGAUUAUGCCACAGCCCCGAUGGAAGACGACAGGCUUUCAGUCUCUUCCCUCAAAUCGACCGAUUCGACUCGUACCACAGAUUCGGUUCGUGACCGUGAAGACUACCUCAAGCA